Scylla paramamosain (green mud crab) is the source of this 5456-nucleotide messenger RNA. Its product is annotated as ly-6/neurotoxin-like protein 1. The transcript is spliced from 5 exons. The record is from RefSeq and is a predicted model, not a curated record. Lineage: Eukaryota; Metazoa; Arthropoda; Malacostraca; Decapoda; Portunidae. Bases 320 to 718 code for a protein of 132 amino acids.
AGUCUUGGUGAGGUCGUGGCCGCGCUCACACUCUCUCUCCCCACUACCACCACCACCACCACCACCACACCUCCCUUGUACCACCCAGCAGGAACCUCGCUGUGAUGGCCACCACAGCACACGCACACACACACGCACAUGUCUAGACGCACACAGCGGAAGUAGAAGAUAACCGAGCCACGAAGACGUACACACAAAAACGCACACAACAGGACUUCUCGUGUACGCUUUUCUGAAAGGCGCACACAAACCAGCUGGUCUCGUGUGUGUACGUACUGCUGGUGUGUGCGUGUGUGCCUGUGUGUACGUACGGGGCAAGAUGGCGUGUGCAGGUGUGUGUACGUCAGCUACGGUGCUUCUGGUCACGGUCCUGGUGGCGUUGCUGGUGGUUCCUGGUUCCCGCGGUCUUCGAUGUUACCAAUGCGGGGCGCUACGAGAGGGCAUGUCCACUGUGAACCCGUGUUUUGGCAUCAAGGAAGAGGACAACAGGGAGUGCAGCGCGGAGCAGAAGUUCUGUAAGCGAUACAGCAACGAGGGAGUGCUGGUGCUGGCCUGCGAGGAGAAGUGCCAGGAGAGUCACAGCCAGACAACAGACAUCACUUGCUGCGACACUGACGGCUGUAACGGAGGCAGGAUCACAGCGCCCUCCGCCCUCCUGCUGGCCCUACCUGCCCUCGUGACAGUGGGCGGCCUCCUCCUCACGCCCAUGCCUCGCUAGCAACACCGCGCCAAGCAAUAAACCGCCACCUUACGAACUCUCUCUCGUUUUUAUUUCACAUUCAAUUGUCUCUUUUUACUUAAGUGUUUCUGUACGUGUGUCGGUCUCUCUCUCUCUCUCUCUCUCUCUCUCUCUCUCUCUCUCUCUCUCUCUCUCUCUCUCUCUCUCUCUCUCUCUCUCUCUGUGUGUGUGUGUGUGUGUGUGUUUUCCUUCGUGGUGUUUUUUUCUCUUUGCCUUCUCUUCCUGAAAUUGGAGGAAGUGAAAGAGAAGUGUGUUUUGUCCUUUUUUCUUAAUCUUCCUCUCUCUUCCUUAAAAGUCGCAAGUACUGUUUUAGGGAAAGGAAGAAAGAGGAGUAUGUUAGAGUUUCCUCCUCCACCACCUCUUCCUUCCUUUAAGACCUUACGAGAGUCCUGUUAGAACGCUGCAAUGUAAAGUGGGAUGGAUGUUAGGACACUCUUGCCUCGUCCUGCUUCCUUCCUUCUUUCCUUCGUUCCCUCCUUCCUCCCCGUCGCAUCGCACCUCCCAUCGUCUUCUUUCCCCACCCCCUCCCCUCCAGCAUGACGCUCAUAAUGUUUUGCUCAGUAUCUUCCCGUUUUCUUCAAGGCGAUCCCGUUUUCUUCAAGGCGAUGCUCUCCAGUCUCAAGUUGGACUUUUAAUAUGCCACAGACUACACUAUUCAUGAUGGGCUUUUUUUUUUCCUUCUUCAUCUGCCACGAGAGAGGGAUGUCCAACUUUUUAAUGCAAGGAUGAGUUUUCCUUUCUCUUGUAAGUCUUGUUUAUUUAUUUUUUUUUUAUGACAAGAUGAAUGUCCAUUUUUUAGAGCAAGAUUAGGAGCUUUCUUUCACCAAAAACGUUAAGCCAUCUCCUUUUCUGGAAGAAGAAUAUUAAGUUUUCUAAUGCAAUAAUGUCAGUUCCCUUUCAUUAAAAAUUCACCAAAUAUUUUUUUUUCUAUUUCGAGAAAAGAAUACAUAAAAAAACGCUUUUUCUGAUUUCAGAAAAAAGGAAUGCCCACCUGCUUAAAAUAGGAAACUGCAUUUUUCCUUCACUCGAAAUGUACCCACAUUCCAUACAUUCCACAAAAAAAGAAUAUCACUUAAAUUUGUGUCCAUCGGUAGAAAACAACAUCCAAUCACUUCCUUCACUUCCCUCACCAAAAAAUUCAGCUACAAUAAAAGUCUGCGUUCCUUCAAUAGAAAAUGAAACCCACGCACGUUCUUUCCUUCGUCGUCAGGAGAAAUAUUCAACUUUCAAGGGAGACUUUCCUUCCUUGAAUAAAACACGGAGUCCACGCACUUGGCCUUUCAACGAGAAGAUUAUUCAAUUCUUAAAGACACGAGUUUAGUUUUCUUUCAGUAGUGAGGUAAAUUAUUUAACUAUUAUAAUGGGGGACUUUCUCAGAAAACGGAGUCCACGUAUUCGGCCUUUCAAUAAGCAGGAUUAUUCGAUUCCUAAAGCCACGAGAUUGUGUUUUCUUCAGUAGUGGCAACAAAUAUUUUCUUUGUUAUUUGGAAGGUAAUUCACUAUUAUUAUUUUGUAAGGGAAUUUAAAUAUUUCGAGUAUUAUUUGUAAAGCAACCCAAAUACUUGCUCUAUUAUUUAUAAAACAACUAAUUUUCCUUUAUAAUUCCUAAAGCAAUUGAAAUAUUCUUUUUUUCUUAUUUGUAAAACAACUCAGAUAUUUCCUUAUGUAUUUCUAAAGCAACUUAAAUAUUAGUGAAGCCAGUCAAAUCCGUAAGGCAAUUCAAGCAUUUCUUUUAUCUGUAACACAACUUUCUUUAUUAUUUAUAAGGCAGCUUACUAUUUAUUUCAUCAUCCCAUCUUAACUCCAGUAAUUUCUUUACCACUCACCAAAGGAGAGUGGAAGCCUCUGCAAAAUAACUGUAAACUCAAACAUUUCCUUUAUUAUUCGUAAGGCAGCUCAGUGCUUUAUUUCAUUACCCAUAACUCAACACAAACACCCUUUACCACUCACCAGAACAAGAGUGAAGGUCCCGAGUAGUGAAUGACGCCAUCUGUGUUAGCGCGUCAAGGCGAGAAGGACAGCCAGCCCAGUAUUAGUAGUGCUAGUAGCGAGGCAAGUCAGGCUCCUGCUAAACGCUCCCUGUACAUACUAAGUAGGCGUGAGUCGCGAGGGUCGUGGAUACUUUUCAAAGCAACGCGAAGCACCCGAUGCUUUUGUAGAUAGUGGUUCGAAGCUCCAUGUUCGUUGUUAUUCUAAGCAAGACUCGAGACAUGAGACAUGAGACAGUAUUGGAACACGCACGACCUGACCUGACCUGAUUUCACCUGACCUGGCCUACAAACUCUGCCCAUCCCAACCGAGGUUACCACUGGCUUCUUAACCUUAGUCUGGAGGAAAAGUGUUGCGUUUCUAUAAUUUGAGAAUGCACGUGGCUGUUAUGAGCAAUUAGAAGGGAAUCUUUUGAAAGAGCGACUCAGUAGUAGUAGUAGUAGUAGUAGUAGUAGUAGUAGUAGUAGUAGUAGUAGUAGUAGUAGUAGUAGUUAUAACAGAAAUAGUAGCAUCUAUCUACUUCCUAAAAAAUCAACAAUAAUGAUAGUAAGUGCAAUAUAAAAACUAGUAAUAGCACAUAAUACACAAAGUUAGCCUCCUUUAAGUUAGCAUUGACCUGACCUGACGCCGUGACCCCCUGACCCGCGACCCGUGACCCGUGACCUCCCAGCUUUAGACAGUCGUUGCUCCGUGUCAGUCGGAGCCUCAAAGUUCUCUACAGGUAACUAGUGUAGCGAGGGUACCUGGCGGUGAGCGUGAGGCUGCCUGUGGCCCUUUGUUUCCUCCUCCUCCUCCUCCUCCUCCUCCUCCUCCUCUAUAACAUCUCUUUUUUUUUUUUUUUUCGUCUUCAGUUAUGCUAUUUUCUUCUACCUUCAACUUUUUCUCCUCCUUUUACUGUCUUCAUUUUUCUUUUUCUCUUCCUCUUUUUUUUUCUUCGUCCUCGUCCUCCUCCUCUCCUCCUCUUUCUUCUUCUUCGAUCAUUCGGUCAGUCAGUCAGUCAGUUAAGCAAUCAUUCGAUCCUCCUCCUCUCCUUUCUUAUCUUUAUUCUUAUUCUUCUAUUUAUUCUUCCUUUUCUUCUUCUUUUUCUUUCUCCAUGUACUGUUAUUUUCAUCUUGUUUUCUUCUUUUUCUUCUUUAAAUGCCUCUUUCUCUUCCUUCUCCCACUUUUAUUUUUUAUUUUCUACUUAUUCAUUUAUUCAUUUAUGCAUUUAUUUAUUUUUCGUUUUUUUCUCUCUCUCUCUUUUCGUACUUUUCCUCCUCCUCCUUCUCCUCCUCCUCCUCCUCCUCUAUGCAUGAUCCCGUGUCCUUGAGAUAAGUAUAAUAAUAAAGUUAAACAAAAUAAAGUAAAGAAUACGAAAUCUAAUCAAAUAAUAAAAGUUUACCCUAAUUUCCUAUAAAAAAUGUCCCUUUAUAUGGAUAUUUAGGAUUGUAAUUAUUGCUAUUGCUAUUAUUUUAGGAUUAUAUAUGUCUGCUAAACUGUCAUUGUGUGUGUGUGUGUGUGUGUGUGUGUGUGUGUGUGUGUGUGGUGACCCUAUACUAAGUAUUACAUAACGUAAAGGUGGAACAAGAAAAGAGGACAAGAAGAUAAGAAGAAAAAAACAGAAUAAGGAAGAAGAAAGAAGAAAUGGAAAAGACGAAUGAAAUAAGACAACAAGCAAGUCACCACACUCGGAACAAGGUGUUUUUUUGUGUGUGUGUGUGUGUGUGUGUGUGAGAGAGAGAGAGAGAGUGUGAGUGUUUCGAAGCUUCAUGAAGUGUUUCAGAUGUGCUCAGUCAGUCAAAUCGAGUCUUAUGAACCACUCCAGUAAUUCAGUCAGCUGUUAACAACCCAGUGAAGUGAACCCAACUGAACAGAACCCAAAAAACCCAGGAAAUCCACUGAACCCACAUAAUCAAAACCUCAAAGAACCGAGUGAACCGACCUGAUAGAACCUAGAAAACCAAGCGAACCAGUGAACCAGUGAACCUAGCUGAUGAAACCCAAGUAAACCAAUGAACCAGUGAUGAAAACCUAGAAACUCAGUAAACUCACAUAAUAAGAUCGCCAAAAACCCUGUAAACCCCCCAAAAAAAAAAUAAUAAAGGAAGAAAACGAGUGAAAAUGAAGGCAGGUGGAAGAAAAUGUUGAUAAAUCUGACGAAAAAUCCAAGAAGAACAUUGAUGACUUGAAGAAUAUCAGAAUAAAGCAAGGAAAAAGAAAACAAUUGAAAGAAAUCAAUGAAACCAUAGGAAACACGGAAAAUCAACAAUAGACAAGGGUAACUUUACAACCAGACUGACACAACCACAAACAAACACACAAACGAAACCACACAACAAACUGAAAUGAUUUGCAGAAGUGACAGCAGCAGAAGUGGCCAGCAUGAAGUGACCCCGCAAUCAAGGCAGGUCAUGCAGAGGUCACGUCAGAAAGAAAAGAUCAUGUGAAGGUCAUUAUUAACUUUAUCAAUUUGUGUGGACUGAGAAACUUGACUCGCAGAAUUACUUGUGCUGGAAAAUGUGCCAAAUGAGUGACCAUUAUUCGUGUGUGUGUGUGUGUGUGUGUGUGUGUGUGUGUGUGUGCCCAGCAAACCGCCAGUCCACCACUAAGCUUCUCGUUUCUCGUUAUUAUUAUUACAUUAUCAUCAUUAUUCUCUCUUAUCUCUCUUUCUCCUUUCUCUCUCUCUCUCUCUCUCUCUCUCUCUCUCUCUCUCUCUCUCUCUCUCUCUCUCUCUCUCUCUCUCUCUCUC